GAAAGAUAUCUACUUAUCUAAAACAUCUGAUAAAAAUAUCUAUGGAGAUGAAGGGAAAAUAUUUGGUAACUGUUAUUCUCUUGAUUGGUACGUUAAGUGUGGGGAUGUGUUCCAACCGUUGGAUAAGAGCUCAUGCAACGUAUUACGGUGUUAAUGAUAGCCCUGCUUCACUUGGAGGAGCUUGUGGAUAUGACAAUCCGUACCACGCCGGAUUCGGAGCCCACACGGCGGCCCUAAGCGGUGCACUAUUCAGAAGCGGUGAGUCAUGCGGUGGGUGCUACCAGGUGAGGUGUGACUUCCCCGCAGAUCCUAAGUGGUGUCUCCGAGGAGCUGCCGUGACGGUGACGGCUACAAACUUUUGUCCAUCAAACAACAAUAAUGGUUGGUGCAAUCUCCCUCGCCAUCACUUUGACAUGUCCUCACCAGCUUUCUUCCGCAUCGCACGUCGUGGUAACGAAGGCAUUGUUCCCGUCUUCUAUCGCCGGGUGGGAUGCAAGAGAAGAGGAGGCGUGAGGUUUACGAUGAGAGGGCAAGGUAACUUCAAUAUGGUAAUGAUCUCAAACGUUGGUGGUGGUGGCUCGGUGAGAGCGGUAGCAGUACGCGGCUCAAAGGGAAAAACUUGGCUUCAGAUGACCCGUAACUGGGGUGCUAACUGGCAGAGCUCUGGUGAUCUCCGGGGACAAAGACUCUCCUUCAGAGUAACUCUUAUUGACCGUAAAACGCUGACGUUUUUGAACGUUGUCCCUUCUUCUUGGUGGUUUGGCCAAACCUUCUCCUCUCGGGGACGCCAAUUUGUCUGAAUAUAUCAGGCCAAAACAUCAAACAUUGUCAUCGUUUUACGAAUGUU
Capsella rubella is the source of this 847-nucleotide messenger RNA. Its product is annotated as expansin-A12. The coding region runs from base 42 to 800 and encodes 252 amino acids. Gene Ontology annotation, biological process: plant-type cell wall organization. Gene Ontology annotation, cellular component: extracellular region. Lineage: Eukaryota; Viridiplantae; Streptophyta; Magnoliopsida; Brassicales; Brassicaceae. The record is from RefSeq and is a predicted model, not a curated record. The transcript is spliced from 3 exons.